AUGCAAACGGAGGAUUUCUCAUCAGAUUCGGAAUCGAGUUCUUCGUCUUCAGACUCAAAUUCUGAUUCUGAGGUAGAUGAAGACCACAAAUUACAGUCAAACAUACAGAAGGGGAAUGAAAUUGUGGAGGACAUUCAGAUCGAUGCCGAUGUAGAUUUGGAGGAGCAGCCACCACAAAUAAAGGGUUUAGCACCUGAGCCUCUUGAUGCAGAACAAAUCUCUCAAGUCCAACAGAUUAAACUUACAACUACAAAGUUGAGUGCUGUUUCUGCUAACAAGGUGAGUAGCGGAGAACUUGAGCAGAUUGAAGGAACACUUAAAAAGGACCGUGAACAGUUGAAUCAAGCAUUCCUUCUGUUGAUGGCUGGUCAAUAUGCCAAUGAUAUGGAUGCGUUAAGAAAACGACCUGAUUUCACAGACAAGUCGUUGGUUAUUUUAGCUAAGACUCUUCAAAGUGGAGCGAAUAUGUUUGACGAAGAGACGCUCAGAACAGUGUUGAACUGA
This is a messenger RNA of Lizanozyma spartinae, 504 nucleotides long. RefSeq lists its product as uncharacterized. The coding region runs from base 1 to 504 and encodes 167 amino acids. Gene Ontology annotation, cellular component: preribosome, large subunit precursor. Gene Ontology annotation, biological process: ribosomal large subunit assembly. The transcript has 2 exons. The record is from RefSeq and is a predicted model, not a curated record. Lineage: Eukaryota; Fungi; Ascomycota; Pichiomycetes; Serinales; Debaryomycetaceae.